AUGGGCUCGGAAACCAAGUAUUUUGAUGCUGAUUUCGACGCGUGGGUGCAAGCUCUCCUCGAGAAGCACCAUGUUCCAGGAAUUAGCAUCGGUGUUGUCGAUGAAGGGAGGGUGUUCACCAAGGCUUAUGGAUUUGCCCGUCUUCCAGAUGUCCCUGCGACCAGUGAGACAAUGUACUUCACUGGAAGCACGACAAAGGCAAUGGUCGGUGCCGCUUUGGGGCGCUUGAUGAGCGACGAGCCUGAAUCACAUCAACAAAAGGAGAACAAGCAACUACAGACCUUACAAAGGCAGCGAUGGGCGACACCCAUCAGCAAGAUCCUCCCAGAAGAUUUUGUUUUGGAGGAUCAGCAUGCGUGUUCGGAGAUUACGGUCGAGGAUGCCUUGUCCCAUCGCACUGGCUUCUCGGGUGCGGAUAAUCUGUACGGGCGCUGGAUGGGCUCGCAGCCUAAAGGCAUCACGAAAGCCCUCAGAUUCUUGGGCGGACCGAACAAGUCCUUCCGGACGACAUUCCAGUAUAACAACUUGAUGUACAGCGUUUUGGGAGAUGUUUUGGAGACCACGACUGGUCUCUUGUGGGGGGAUGCCCUCCGCAAGCUCAUCUGGCAGCCUCUGAAGAUGGUAUCAACUUUCUGGAAGCUGGAUGAAAUUCCGGAUGUUAAGAAGAACGCUGUCGCCUAUGGCUACUUCUGGCUGCCUUCAGAGGAUUCCGAGGAUGAAGAAGGAAAAGGGCAAUUCAUACGGGAACGAUACUUGGAUUUUGCCGGCAUCGCCCCAGCUGGGUCCGUUAUCUCAAACGUCGUUGAUUACGCAAAAUGGAUCAAAGCCCUUCUGGACGCUGCCAGCCCUCGGGGUAUGACAGAAGAGUCACAGCACCAGGCCGCAUCCUCAGAAGAGGACCAGCCCACUGUUAUAACACCGAAUUUGUUUGCUGAAUUGACCUCCCCGCGGAUCCUGCAGCCGCUGCCACCGCCAAUGAACAAGAACAGCCAUCUGACACCGCGAUUAUAUUCGCUCGGAUGGUUUAAUAUGUCAAGCACGAUGGGUCUCAAACACCCUAUUGUCGCACACGCUGGGGGCUUGACGGGCUUCGGAACUCAGCUGUACAUGCUUCCGAACGACGAAUUUGGGUGUGUCACCCUGGGCAACACGAUGAUUUCCAGCCACAGAAUCGGAGAAGCCGUUUGUAUCGAACUCAUGGCGCGAAAGUUUGCGCUUUCCGGAACUUCAAAAGAUGAAUUUGCUGAGUCACUCAGCAACUUUGAUGCGCUCGACAAGUUGGCUGCUCUGGCCGGGAAAGUGAGCGAACCGAGUCCGUCGGAAUCUGCAACCAUCGUUGAUACUUCACAAGGGGAUCGACUCCCUGAUGACCUCUGUGACGAGUUGGCAGGCACGUACCAUCACCCGGCCUACGGACCGUGUCGUGUCUCGCGCGCCCAAGGCCCAGAGAGAGACCGAGUCUUGUGCGGCUUUCAGGUGGCCGAAAAGAACAAACAGGAUCUUGAAGCAAACUGGAACAAGGCGCAGACUUUGUACGUAUUGCCUAUGGGUCACCAUACGUGGGGCAAUCAAUUCGUCCUUCACGUGCGCAAACCAGAAGAAAAAGGAGAAUCAGGCACGUCGACACCACCGGAUGGGAAAGGUGUAGUCCAUCUGGACCUGGAGUGCUUAAGUCUGCAUGGGCAAGACCCGGAGGAGACAUCAAUUGAUUCAUCAAUGUCACAGGCGUCAAAGCCACAUCCCCCAAAGACUGUCUGGGAAACCCAGCAUUUCUGCCGAAACGGUGCUGCUUUCAAAGCUGUGCCGAUACCUGAAAAGGGCACGAGGACAACAAAUGGACCUCCUGGCUCUGGAUGGACAUUGGGUCUACGACUUGCAAACGAGUAUCUGUCGGUGGACGGGACUACCGAUGAGGGCUGGGAGGGCGAGAUGGCAUGGUUCACCAAGUAG
Messenger RNA from Exophiala oligosperma, 1950 nucleotides. RefSeq lists its product as uncharacterized. The record is from RefSeq and is a predicted model, not a curated record. The coding region runs from base 1 to 1950 and encodes 649 amino acids. The transcript is spliced from 2 exons. NCBI's taxonomy places the organism in Eukaryota, Fungi, Ascomycota, Eurotiomycetes, Chaetothyriales, Herpotrichiellaceae.